UCGAGUGUUGUAACAGAAGCUCGAGUAAUGAGGUUCUUAUCCUUACCCUAGGGAAUAAUACCAAACAGAACUAGCUCUUAGAGAGAUUUACAUGACAUUAAUGAGGUCUUAUUCUGUUCUUUAGUCCUCAUUAAAGCUGCUUGAUUAAUGUGCAGAACAUCUGGGAGAGCUUUUGUUUGUGCCAUAAAAUCACAUGGAAACCAUCAAAUUAAGCAACGGUGGUUCGCUACCCGCUCUUGGUCUUGGGACAUGGAAAAGCAAACCAGAUAAGGUCACCUAUGCCGUGGAAAUGGCGAUAAAAGCUGGAUACAGACACAUUGACUGCGCAGCAGUUUAUGGUAAUGAAAAAGAGGUCGGACAGGCUUUAAAGUCUUGUAUCGGAAAAACGGUGAAUAGGAAAGAUUUGUUCAUCACAUCCAAGUUAUGGAACACAAAGCACAACCCCACUGAUGUGCAUUCUGCUGCAGAGCAAACUCUUAGUGACUUAGGACUCAAUUAUCUUGACUUGUAUCUCAUACACUGGCCUGUAUCCUUUAAGGAUGGUGAUGUCAGUUUUCCAAAGGAUGAUGAUGGAAAUAUUAUUUAUGCAUACCAUGAUCCAUGUGAUACUUGGAAAGCAAUGGAAACACUUGUGGAUGAUGGUCUUGUCAAAGCAAUUGGUUUAUCAAAUUUCAACAGCAAACAAGUGGAUGAUAUCCUAUCUAAAAGCAGAAUAAAACCUGCUGUUCUCCAGGUCGAAUGUCAUCCUUACUUCAAUCAAGCUCAGCUCAUAGAACAUUGCAGGAAAAGAGACAUUGUUGUGACAGCAUACAGUCCGCUUGGAUCCCCUGGCCGCCCACAGGCUAAACAAGAAGACUGGAGUCUACUGCAUGACCCAAAGAUAGAGGAAAUUGCCAACGAAUAUGGAAAGUCUCCUGCUCAAGUCUGUAUUCGCUUUCAGAUACAGAGGGGUGUCUCUGUUAUACCUAAAAGUGUCACACCUGCCCACAUUCAAAGCAACUUUGAAGUCUUUGAUUUCAUCCUCUCUGAUGAAGACAUGAGGCUCAUUGAAUCCAUCAACAAAUCUUGGAGAGCUCUUAUUCCCAUGAAAGAAGUUGACGGUAAGAAAGUCCCUCGAGAUAGUGCUCAUCCUCAUUAUCCCUUCAAUAUUCCAUUUUAAUAUUUGUCAGAACUAUAUUUGUAUUACAAACUCUAAACAGAUGGACUCAGAGUCAUUGCCACUGUAUUGUAUAUUUAUUUAAGUAAAAAAUUGGAAAAAAAUAUUUGUGCUGU
Molecule: messenger RNA, 1272 nt
Organism: Pocillopora verrucosa
Lineage: Eukaryota; Metazoa; Cnidaria; Anthozoa; Scleractinia; Pocilloporidae
Product: aldo-keto reductase family 1 member A1
Cellular component (GO): cytosol
Molecular function (GO): aldose reductase (NADPH) activity
Source: RefSeq, a predicted model, not a curated record